Messenger RNA from Vigna angularis (adzuki bean), 567 nucleotides. RefSeq names its product gibberellin-regulated protein 2. The record is from RefSeq and is a predicted model, not a curated record. The transcript has 4 exons. NCBI's taxonomy places the organism in Eukaryota, Viridiplantae, Streptophyta, Magnoliopsida, Fabales, Fabaceae. The coding region runs from base 64 to 435 and encodes 123 amino acids.
UCCCUUCAGAUAUCUCACUCAACAUUUGAAGAUCCUCCUCAUACCAAAUUCACAACACUUCAAAUGCAAGAUAAAGCUUCCAAAAUGGAGAACAAAAGGAAGACUUUACUGUUGCUGCUGCUGCUCAUGGCAACACCAUUCUUCUACAUGCCAAAUGUGACGGAAGCUGCUUCUGAUGUCAACUUUGAAGGCCAUCUCACCCAUUCUGAGCUCGUGAAAGGACCCAUCAGAAAGUUUUUGUCAUUUGUGGAUUGUGGAGAGAGGUGCAGAGUGAGAUGCAGUUUGCAUUCGAGGCCAAAGAUCUGCGGAAGAGCUUGCGGGACAUGCUGUUCAAGGUGCAACUGUGUUCCUCCAGGCACUUAUGGGAACAGAGAGGUGUGUGGGAAGUGUUACACAGACAUGAUCACUCAUGGAAACAAACCUAAGUGUCCCUAGAACACACUUCCAUCCAUUUCCAUUUCCUUUCUCUACUUUUCACUGCAUAAUGCAUUCUGUAUUUCAUACUUACUUUUCCUAUCUGCCUGCUGUUCCUUGAUUAUCUCAAUCAAUGUAUCAGUUAUGGAUAUA